AUGUCAGGAAUAAUUCAGUUCAAGGAAGAAAUUUCUAAGCGUUUCAAGUCCCACACUGAUCAGCUUGUGUUGAUAUUUGCUGGAAAAAUUUUAAAAGAUCAAGAUACUUUGACUCAGCAUGGGAUUCAUGAUGGACUCACUGUUCACCUGGUUAUCAAAACACAAAACAGAUCACAAGACCACCCAGCUCAACAAGCAAACACCACUGGGAGUACUGCUACCACAUCAACAUCAAGCAGUAGUACCUCAACACCAGCUUCAACAAAUAGUAACCCUUUUGGCUUGGGUGGCCUUGGAGGUUUGGCAGGCCUGAGUAGCCUGGGCUUAAAUGCAUCAAACUUUUCAGAGUUACAAAGUCAGAUGCAACGACAACUUAUGUCCAACCCAGAAAUGAUGGUUCAGAUAAUGGAAAAUCCAUUUGUUCAGAGCAUGCUUUCAAAUCCUGACCUGAUGAGGCAGUUAAUUAUGGCUAACCCUCAAAUGCAGCAGCUGAUACAGAGAAAUCCAGAAAUCAGUCACAUGCUGAAUAAUCCAGAUAUAAUGAGACAGACACUAGAACUUGCUAGAAACCCUGCAAUGAUGCAGGAAAUGAUGCGAAACCAAGACCGAGCCUUGAGCAACCUUGAAAGUAUACCAGGUGGAUACAAUGCAUUGCGACGUAUGUACACAGAUAUUCAGGAGCCAAUGUUGAAUGCAGCACAGGAACAGUUUGGAGGUAACCCAUUUGCUUCUUUAGUAAGCAAUGCAUCAACAGGAGGGGACAGUCAGCCAUCUCGCACAGAAAAUAGAGAUCCUCUACCAAAUCCCUGGGCUCCUCAGUCCAGCUCACAGACUUCCACAACGGGUACCAGCACCAGCGGUGAGAGCGGUGGCAACAGUAGUGCUGGAAAUAGCACCUCUGGCAGUACGGGUCAGAGCUCAACUGCACCAAAUGUAGGACCUGGAGUAGGAGCUGGUAUGUUCAACACACCAGGAAUGCAGAGCUUAUUACAGCAGAUAACAGAAAACCCUCAACUUAUGCAGAAUAUGUUGUCUGCACCCUAUAUGAGAAGCAUGAUGCAGUCAUUAAGCCAGAAUCCUGAUCUUGCAGUACAGAUGAUGUUGAAUAACCCUUUAUUUGCUGGAAAUCCUCAACUUCAGGAACAAAUGAGACAACAACUUCCUACUUUUCUUCAGCAAAUGCAGAAUCCUGACACGUUAUCAGCUAUGUCAAACCCUAGAGCAAUGCAGGCUUUGCUACAGAUUCAGCAGGGCUUGCAAACACUAGCAACAGAAGCACCGGGUCUUAUACCAGGAUUUAAUCCUGGUUUAGGUGGAUUGGGAAACACUGGAGCUCCUACAGGAUCCACUGUACCUAGUUCUGUUCCUAGUGAAAAUACAAGUCCAGCAUCAGGAAUUGCUGAACCUGGUCACCAGCAGUUUGUCCAGCAGAUGUUGCAGGCACUGGCUGGUGCAAAUGCUCAGCAGUUACAAAAUCCAGAAGUUCGAUUUCAGCAACAACUGGAGCAGCUGAGUGCAAUGGGCUUUCUGAACCGUGAAGCAAACUUACAAGCGCUAAUAGCAACAGGAGGAGACAUCAAUGCAGCUAUUGAAAGGCUGCUUGGCUCUCAGCCUUCAUAGCAGUGUUUCUUUAACUUGAAAAAAUGUAAUUUAUUUUUGAUAACAGCUCUUAAAUCUUUAAAAUAUUUGCUUUAUUUCAUUCUGACUCUUGGGAUUUGUCUUGUUAUAACUAAAAUCGGUCUGAUGCAUUUUAAGGUGGAGUGCAGUAGCUUUCUUCAAACAGUGGGAAUCAAUGCAUUUUCACUCUGUUGCAUGCAUCACACUUCUUUUGUUCUGCAUUAUUUGUGAUUUUUUUGAAACAAUAUCAGCUUUCACAGUUCAGUGGACAGGUUUUGUCUGACCUACAACUGUCCAAUUUAUUUACUACUUAAAUUACUACUGAAGGCUAAUGUUUAUGUAGAAUACAAAUUAAAAAGGAAACAAAUUAAUUGAAGCUACAAUUUGUGGGUACCAAUAAUGCUUAUUGUG
Messenger RNA from Charadrius vociferus (killdeer), 2028 nucleotides. It is a transcript of the gene UBQLN1, whose product is annotated as ubiquilin 1. Gene Ontology annotation, biological process: ubiquitin-dependent protein catabolic process. Gene Ontology annotation, cellular component: cytosol. Lineage: Eukaryota; Metazoa; Chordata; Aves; Charadriiformes; Charadriidae. The record is from RefSeq and is a predicted model, not a curated record. The transcript is spliced from 11 exons. Gene Ontology annotation, molecular function: polyubiquitin modification-dependent protein binding. Bases 1 to 1620 code for a protein of 539 amino acids.